AUGUUGCUUGGAAGUACAAAAGUUGCCUCGAUGUUGUCAUGUGUUGCCAUGGCACUAGGUUUUACCGCGGCGUCCGCACUCGAAGGAUCGGUUCUCCGAGGGAAAGAUCACAGCCGUAGACUUACUUCGGAACAGGUCCAAUUUGUGAAUCAAUGCUCAGAAGGACUGCUGAGCAGUGACGUCUUGAGCGAUAAGAUCAUUACACAGAAGGAGUUCACAGAAACCUUUCUGAGUCUAUGUUCGCAAUUUGGCGUUGAAGGAUGCGAUCAAGAUGCUUCGUUUGAAACAUUGGAUGAAGACAUUCAAUUUGCCUUUGCUUCGGAAAUGUGUCAUACGAGAUCAUCAGCAUGCUUGCAAAGUUUGAUUACCAUCGGAACAGUAAUGCAUGAAGUUGGCUAUAUCGUAUCAUCAGAAGGAUUGAUGGUCGAUAGCCUCGUGAACAACAUCUGCUAUGAACUUGAGUACGCUGUAUUUGGUACUCCUUCUGAUGGAGUUGAACUCAUUGACAUUGAUAAUAGCUAUGCUGAUACACCUGCUGCGACAGGUGCAAAGGCUACAGGAACAAAUGCUACCAAUAUUAUUGGAGCGGCGACAGCUGGUUCUGCUUGUUUGCUGCUUCUUUUCCUCGUCGGUGGGGAACGCAGAAGCCUUCAACAACAAAUGAAAUCUACGAAGGAUGUAGAGAGCAAUAUCUCGUACAAGACCGAGAGCUCUCCUGAAUCAGACACGCUCGCCGAUGAGUUGGUUAGAGCAUUGCCUACAAUAAUGCAAGACCAUGACCUAGCAAAGAAUACAAGUCAAUUCAACCUAAGCAUGACUUCGGAUGUUGAUGCGGUUUUCAAGGCUAUCAGUAGAGCCGACUGGUAUGAAGUGUACAACAUGGCUUCCCAACUUUCGGAAAAUGAAGACUUGAGUACUAUUUCAAGCUAUGGUGGGCAAGGAAACCACAGGAACUAUCCUGCUCUCGAUCAAGACCGUUCGCAUCUAUCUCUUGAAGAUCAGCAGCGUACUAGGACACUGGAUAGACUUGCAAUGAAUCGAGAUUGGACUGGCGUUGCCGUGACUGCGGCGCUCUAUGCAGAUGAAAGCAGUUCUGCGAAAGAAAUGAAGGGUGGGUACUUCUUGAGCCAAUCGGCUGCUGCAGCGACACAAAUUGCUGAUGAGAAAGAGUUUUCGUGUGAAGUUUCUGGAAUGGUAAAAGAGAGAAUUGAUUCUGCUGUUGACUCUGGAGAUUGGGACAAGGUACUGGCGCUUUCUUCCCAGGCUGACGUCGCAAAGGAGGGAAACAACGAGCGUGAUGAUAACGGUUUGUCAACUAUCUUGUACUCUCAGGUACUACCUGAUGAUACCCUAUCAGGAUCCCAAAAGAAACUCACAGAGAACCUCUUUGCCAGCAACUGGGCUCUCGUCGGUGCUUACGCAAACCGCUUAAGAGAGCUCGAAGCCCAGUUGACUGUCGAUGACAAAACACUACCACUUCAAAGUCUCUUGGAUAUCAAUUCAACAGAACUAUCAGACUCUUCCGAUCCAGAAGCUGUCAAGAAGCAAACCAUCGCGAAGUUGAUCAAUGAGAAAAAAUGGAAAGGGAUCAGCAUUAUGGCUGGUCUUUACGACAUGGAGUCGAAGGGUUGUUUGUCCAAUGAUGAUGGAGAUCAAUUGCCUUAG
Molecule: messenger RNA, 1665 nt
Organism: Cylindrotheca closterium
Lineage: Eukaryota; Bacillariophyta; Bacillariophyceae; Bacillariales; Bacillariaceae
Source: the annotation of a GenBank genome assembly